Messenger RNA from Amblyraja radiata (thorny skate), 3197 nucleotides. RefSeq names its product zinc finger protein 420-like. The record is from RefSeq and is a predicted model, not a curated record. NCBI's taxonomy places the organism in Eukaryota, Metazoa, Chordata, Chondrichthyes, Rajiformes, Rajidae. Gene Ontology annotation, biological process: regulation of transcription by RNA polymerase II. Gene Ontology annotation, molecular function: RNA polymerase II cis-regulatory region sequence-specific DNA binding; DNA-binding transcription factor activity, RNA polymerase II-specific. Gene Ontology annotation, cellular component: transcription regulator complex; chromatin; PcG protein complex. Bases 776 to 2527 code for a protein of 583 amino acids. The transcript is spliced from 3 exons.
GUACACCGGUAGUGACGCCACGGGCUGCGCAGUGCGGGUGUCUAGGCGUCGGUCGGGCUGCGGGUCGGAGCCGAUCGCCGGCUUUAAUUGGCGCCGAGGCCGAGCCAAGGAGCGGCCACCAGCUGGGGAAGAGUCGAUGUGACCCCCACAACACAGAGAGCCACCAUAUUGACGACCGGCCCACCGGAUGCUCCGCGAACAGGCCGUCAGGAGUGGGCCCUGACUGCGACGCGGCGCUGACGCGGUGUUAGACUUAAGAGUAGAGCGGUUUCUCUCCCGCGUGGAAUUGUGGGUAAUUAGACCGCCAUUAAUCCCUUCCGCCCAGUCCACCGACUGGUUGAAUGUGAGAUGGUGCUGGGUUUCCUCGUAUCCAGAUCUGGUGUGGUAGCGCUGGGGACGGAACUCAGGCCCGAAGAUAACGAUAAUCUUCUAAUUUCACAUCACCAGAGCAUUUUAUUAUCCCAGCGGAUAGAAGAACAAAUAUGAGUUGUGACUGGAGGGAAUGAAAACGGAAAAUGUUGUGGGACAGAGAGCAGUGGGCCUUUUCACACACUCAAUCCAUUCCGAUAAUUUACUGACCAUCUCAUACUUUCCAUAACCCCCUAUAAUUUUUAUAUGUAGAAAUCUGUUGAUCUUAGACUGACAGUUGAGCCGUCCGAGAUCUCAUUGCUGCAGAAGUCCAAAGAUAUGCCAACAUUUGAAAUAAGAAGCAAAGUAAUUAAUUUGGUCAUCAUCUUUACUGACACAGGGGGAUAUCUCCCUGUUCCCCAGGUCCAUGAACGGAUUCACUCAGUCAUCUGACCAGAUGAAACAACAGGAGGAUCAGUCCAAGGAGAGUCCAUUCACGUGCUCUGACUGUGGGAGGGGAUUCACUUAUUUAUCCUGUCUGCAGCGACACCAACGUAUACACACUGGGGAGAGGCCGUUCAUCUGCUCUGACUGUGGGAAGGCAUUUACUGAAUCAUCCUACCUGCAAGCACACCAGCGAAUACACACCGGGGAGAGGCCAUUUGCUUGCUAUGAGUGUGGCAAGCGAUUCAACUGGGCAUCCAGUCUGAAGAACCACCAGUGGGUUCACACCGGGGAGAGACCCUUCAUCUGCUCUGAGUGCGGGAAGGGAUUUACACGGUCAUCCAAACUGCGCAUUCACCAGCUGGUUCACACUGGGGAGAGGCCGUUCACCUGUUCAGAAUGUGGGAAGGGGUUCACUGAGUCAUCGGACCUUCGGGUACACCAGCGCAUACACACUGGGGAGAGACCCUACCCUUGCUCUGAGUGCGGGAAGGCAUUCAGUCAGUCAUCCAAACUGGUCAACCACCAACGGGUUCACACUGGGGAGAAGCCAUUCAUCUGCCUCGAGUGUGGAAGGGGAUUUACACGGUCAUCCAAACUGCGCAUUCACCAGCGAAUUCAUACUGGUGAGAGGCCGUUCACCUGCUCCGAGUGCGGGAAGGGGUUCACUCAGUCAUCGGACCUUCUGACCCACCAACGAAUUCACACUGGGGAGAGACCAUACUCUUGCUCCGAGUGCGAGAAGACAUUCUGUCGAUCUUCUGACCUGUUGUCGCACCAGCGGGCUCACGCCGCAGAGGCACUACCGUUUACCUGCUUCGAGUGUGGGAAGGGAUUCGCUUGGUCAUCGAGUCUGUUGAGGCACCAACAACUUCAUAGCGGGGUGAGGCAAUUCAUCUGCACCGAGUGCGGGAAGGGAUUUACACGGUCAUCCAGACUGCUCGCUCAUCAGCGAGCUCAUGCCGGGGAGAGGCCGUUCAACUGCACCGAGUGUGGGAGGGGGUUCAUGCAAUCAUCGCACCUUCUGACCCAUCAACGAAUUCACACCGGGGAGAGACCGUACGCGUGCUCCGAGUGCGGGAAGGCGUUCAGUCGAUCAUCUGACCUGGUGGCGCACCGGCGAAUACACACCGGGGAGAGGCCGUUCACCUGCUCCGAGUGCGGGAAGGGAUUCACUCAGUCGUCCCACUUGAUGAGACACCGACGGACUCACGCUGAAACGAAGCAUCACAUCUGCUCUGACUGUGGGAGGGGAUUCAGUCAGUUAACUGACCUGCAGAGACACCAGCGAACACACACCGGGGAGAGGCCAUUCACCUGCUCUGACUGUGGGAGGGGAUUCUCUCGGUUGUCCCACAUGCUGUCACACCAGCGAAUACACACCGGCGAGAGGCCAUUUGACUGCUCAGAGUGUGGGGAGCGAUUCAAGUGGGCAUCCAGCCUGAAGAACCACCAGUGGGUUCACACCAGGGAGAGACCCUUCACCUGCUUCGAGUGCGGAAAGGGAUUUACACGGUCGUCCAAGCUGCUGACUCAUCAGCGUGUUCACACCGGGGAGAGACCGUUCACCUGCUCUGAAUGUGGGAUGAGAUUUACACAGUCAUCUAAACUGCGCAUUCACCAGGUGGUUCACACAGGUGAGAGGCCGUUCACCUGCUCAGAGUGCGGAAAAGGAUUCACUCAGUCGUCCCACCUGAUAAGACACCGGCGGACGCACGCUGAAGAGAAGGUUUGAGUCCAUGGUACGUGCCCAGGGGGGCUUAACACUCCAGCUGCUGAGACACUAGCAGGUCCGUGGGUUCUGCAGUUGGUGCUGUUGUUCAUCGCGUCCAGUUUUGGAUACUGGUUAUUGGGCACAUUGGGGGGGAGGGGGGGUCACUCCCUGAGUUGGAGGAACAAUUCUAAUCAUCAUCAAUUGUAUAUAUAUCUCUCUUUCUGAACUCGAUGUGAGACAGCUGUGAAGAGACUGGCUGAACAGAUGGGCAAGAACAUGACAGACAGUCAAAUGUGUGAAAAUGGGAGGUCACCAAGCCUCAGUGAGAAAACUCCAGGGGUUAAAGUGUCUGUUUCUGCCACAGUGUCACAUCUGUGACUCUCUCAGUCUCAGGGUCUGUGGUCCCCUCAAUAUCAGGAUCUGUGUCUCCUUCAGUCUCAGGGCCUGUUUACACUGAGUCAAUCAGUGACACGGUCUGUGUCUCCCUCAGUCUCAGCGACUUUGUACCCAGUCUCCCUGGAUGCCUCCUGCAGUGGGAGGUGAGGCCUCGCUGGCCUCUGAGUCCAAGCAUGAUUCCACCCUUUAUCCUUGAGUCAGAGCUUUUUAAUCCAACUUGCCAGUCACAGAUAUAAUGUAAACAAGGACAGUCAGAUUAGUCGGAGAACUUGGAGGGGGGGAGGGAUGGAGAGAG